AUGGCCAAAGAACAACCCUGGAACUACGUUCCUUCACUCCCUCUUGCUAUUGUUGCCACCACAGUAUUUGCUUCCUUGACCAUCCUCCACAUAUUUCGGUUAUUUAGAACUCGAACUUGGUUCUGUAUUCCCUUCAUCAUAGGAGGCGCAUUUGAAACAAUUGGAUAUGGGGCACGCGCAGCCGGUCAUUCUAACCUGGACUCCCUCACGCCAUACAUUAUUCAAGCGCUUUUAAUUCUCCUCGCUCCGAUUCUCUUUGCGGCAUCCGUAUAUAUGAUCCUUGGCCGUUUGAUCCGGGCGACAUCUGCCGAGUCCUACUCUAUUAUCCGUGUUAAUUGGGUCACCAAAAUCUUCGUUGGAGGCGACAUAUUCUCCUUCUUGGUGCAAGCUUUGGGUGCUGGAAUGCUUUCUGGUGCCAAGACCCAGAAUAGCAAGAAGCGGGGCGAAACAGUCAUUUUAGCUGGCCUCAUCUUCCAAAUUAUCAUCUUUUGUUUUUUCAUUCUAGUGGCUCUCGUCUUCCACAACCGCCUCCGCACCCGACCAACUGAAAAGUCUACUGCCUCUGAACUGCCUUGGGAACGUCUCAUGUUUAUGUUAUACGGUGUGAGUGUCCUAAUCACUACGCGGAAUGUUUUCCGCGUUAUCGAAUAUGCGAUGGGUGAAACCGGUUAUCUCUUACAAAAGGAAUGGCCGAUAUAUGUCUUCGAUACAGUCCUCAUGGCAUGUGUUCUUGGUAUCUGCCAAAUGUGGUACGUGGGUAAGAUCAGACCUAAAUCAGACGACGUCGAUCUCGAGACAAUCGGUGAAGGCCAUCAACCCUCUCAAUAA
Molecule: messenger RNA, 828 nt
Organism: Hyaloscypha bicolor E
Lineage: Eukaryota; Fungi; Ascomycota; Leotiomycetes; Helotiales; Hyaloscyphaceae
Product: RTA1 like protein
Exons: 3
Coding region: 1-828 (275 amino acids)
Cellular component (GO): membrane
Source: RefSeq, a predicted model, not a curated record